GCGUCCUGUCACCUUUCAUCACGAACAUCGGAACGAAUGGGCAAAAAACCUCGAAGAAAAACGCCUCAGUCCGCAGGAAAAGCGAACAAUUUCUAGUUCAAUCGUGUUGUUGUGCAGCAUUUUUACAUGUUUUUGUAUCGCGUGCGUUAUCAGACGUCCGAUAAAAAGUGAUUGUACGCGGGGCGGGCAUAUUACCAUUCGCUAAUAAUCGUCGUGCAGUGUUCGUCAGCUACGAGCGUCAUCGUCGUGCAGGGCAGGGUACAGCAAAGAAGCGGUCCCCAUCAUCACCAACGUAGUAAACAGCGUACUGACCCAGUCGCUGGAAAACCCCAUGGAAAUGGUGUCUCUGGGGCCGAAAAAGGAUGGAAAUCCUAAUGCCGAAUUCUUUACCGCGCCGGAAACACUGCAGAACUUCGAAACGGUGCGGCUGUGGUUGCAGAAACACUUCAAGAAGUUUCUUGCACCAGAUCCACCGACAAAGGAAUCUUUGGCCCAUUUAAUUAUACAAUUCAUUCAGUAUCAGGAAGCGAAGCUUGGGAAAAACUCUCAAGAUCCACCAACAACGCGUUUGCCGAUACGAUGCUUCAUGGAUUUCAAACCGGGCGGUGCCCUCUGCCACAUACUUUCCACUAUGUACCGCUACAAGGCGGAGCAGCGCUGGCGCAAGUUCGAUUUCACCGUGAACAAAAACCCGAUGCGCAAGGACCCGAUCGGGCAGAUGGUGCUGGACAUCGAGACGGCACUGAUCGAGGCGGAAUGCAUGCGCCUGCCGAUCGUGUACAUCCGCCCGGAGGUGGACCGUGCGACGGCGAACAAAAUCACCGACAUCGUGACGAACCAUCAGGGCGAAAUAACGGCCGAUGAGGAGGAGGCCACGCACAUCAUCUAUCCGGUGAUUGAUCCGCUGCCGGAGGAUUACGCGCGGCCCACGUUCCGGCGCGAUAAGCACGUGAUGAUCCACUGGUACUACUUCCCGGAGUCGUACGACACUUGGGUGCCGAAUUCGUUCGACCUGCCCGACAACAUCCCGGAGAGUCCGCCGUCGCCGGCCGAGCGCUGGCGCGUGUCCGCCUCGUGGGUGAUCGAUCUGGACGAGUACAACGAGUGGAUGUCGGAGGAGGACUACGAGGUGGACGAGGGGGGACGCAAGAAGGUGCACCCGCACCGGCUCGGCGUCGAGGAUUUGAUCUCGAGCGUGGCCGGCGGCGGUGGCGGUGGAGCCGGCUCGGAAGAUAAGGUUAAGAAGACGCCCAAGGUGGUCAACUCGAAGCGCAAACGGUCGCCCUCGCCGGCUGCCGGCAAGGGUGGCAAGCGGAAGAGCUACCGUUCGCCGGCCGCUUCGUCCGCUGCCUCCUCCUUCCAGAAGAAGCCGCGCGCGGACGACGAAGAGUCGGAGGAUCUCACCAAGGACAUGGAGGAUCCGGCGCCGGAAACGAACAUUACCGAGGUGAAGCCGAACAUGAGCAGCUCGGGCGCGUCGGGCCCGGCUACGCCGCAGCCCAAGCGCGACCCGGACAUGAUGCCGAUGAAGUACGCCACCGUGACCGAUCUGGACGACGAGAUGGGCAUGAAUGCGGGCGGCGCUGGUGGCAGUGGUGCGGGCGGUGGCGGUGGCAGCGGCGGAUCCGGAGCGGGCGUGGGCGGUGGCGACGACAGCCAGGCGGGCAAGACGAGCGACAGCAGCAACACGCAGGACUUCCCGACCGGCAGCAAGGACGAUCUGGAGGACAACGUGACGGAACAGACGCACCACAUCAUCGUGCCGUCCUACUCGGCCUGGUUCGACUACAACUCCAUCCACGUGGUGGAGAAGCGCGCCCUGCCCGAGUUCUUCAACGGGAAGAACAAGUCGAAGACGCCCGAAAUUUACAUGGCCUACCGGAACUUCAUGAUCGACACGUACCGGCUCAAUCCGACCGAGUAUCUGACCAGCACGGCCUGCCGCCGCAAUCUGGCCGGCGACGUGUGCGCGAUCAUGCGCGUGCACGCGUUCCUCGAGCAGUGGGGCCUGAUCAACUAUCAGAUCGAUGCCGAUUCCCGGCCGACGCCGAUGGGCCCACCGCCGACCUCCCACUUCCACGUGCUGAGCGACACGCCGUCCGGGCUGCAGCCGAUCAAUCCGCCCAAGACGGCACAACCGUCCGCGGCGAAGAACUUGCUCGACCUGGACAAGAAGGGGGCCGUGCUGGGCGACAAGAAGGACGAGCUGGCACCGGGUGCGGUGGCGGCGGCGGCGGGCGCCAAUGGUGGUGCCGCGCCACUGAUCGGCCCGGACGGCAUCAAGGUGGAGCAGGGUCUCGUGCCAACGGCCGACCCGAACGGCCAGUUCGGCCUGCGGUUGGACCAGUACGCGAAGAAACCGGCCGCGAUGCGCAACAAGACGGCGGCCAGCAUGACGCGCGAGUGGACGGAGCAGGAGACGCUGCUGCUGCUCGAGGGGCUGGAGAUGUACAAGGACGAUUGGAACAAGGUGUGCGAGCACGUCGGGUCGCGCACGCAGGACGAGUGCAUCCUGCACUUUCUGCGGCUGCCGAUCGAGGAUCCGUACCUGGAGGAUGACAACACGUUCCUCGGUCCGCUCUCGUACCAGCCGAUCCCGUUCAGCAAGGCGGGCAAUCCGAUCAUGUCGACCGUGGCGUUUUUGGCCUCGGUGGUCGACCCGCGUAUCGCGGCCAGCGCGGCCAAGGCGGCGAUGGAAGAGUUUGCCGCAAUCAAGGAUGAGGUGCCCGCUUCCAUGAUGGACGCACACCUGAAGAACGUGGAGAAAUCGAGCUUCGGUGGCAAGUUCGAUCCGAAUGCGGGCCUGGCAAGCAGCGGUAUUGCUGGCACGGGCGCCGAAAAGGACAAGGAGGACGAGUCGGCGGACGGCAAAACACCGGCAAGCGGUGGAGCGUCCUCGGCAACGUCCGCUGCUGCAGGCGGUUCCGGGGCAGCGGCCGCUGCGUCGACCCCUGCCACUCCGACCCCGCCAGCUGGCGACGUGGAGAUGAAGGAUGUUUCGAAGAAGGAUGAUGCCGCCGAAAAAGAAAAAUCUUCCGAUGAGACAACCACUGCUACUAAAUCGCCUGAUUCCGAUGCUACUACAGCGACGCCAGCGGGCGAUGCAAACGCCGGCAAACCGCCAGGAGCGGCCAGCGACGCCCCGACCGCCUCCCCAGACGCCCAGAAGGAAAAGGAUGGCAAGGAUGGUAAAGAUGCUGGUACACCCGCGUCAACAGGCACGGAUGGCGCGGCAAAGGAGAACGGCGGCUCCACCGAUCCGAAGCUGUUCAACGAGGGCAAUCUGCAGGCGGCAGCAGCGGCUGCCCUUGCCGCUGCCGCAGUGAAGGCGAAGCAUCUGGCCGCGGUCGAGGAGCGCAAGAUCAAGAGCUUGGUAGCGCUGCUCGUCGAGACGCAGAUGAAAAAGCUCGAGAUAAAGUUGCGCCACUUCGAGGAGCUGGAGACGACGAUGGAGCGCGAACGGGAGGGGCUGGAGUAUCAGCGGCAGCAGCUGAUACAGGAGCGCCAGCAGUUCCACCUGGAGCAGCUGAAGGCGGCCGAGUUCCGGGCGCGCCAGCAAGCCCACCAGCGCUUCCAGAUGGAGCAGGGCCAAUGGCAGCAGCAGCAGGCACAAGCGCAAGCGCAGGCACAGGCCCAAGCGCAGGCACAGGCGCAAGCACAGCAACAGCAGCAGCAGCAACAGCAGCCACCACAGGCCCGGCGGGGCCAGCUUCGGCCGCCUCCACCGUACCGGCGACCCACUCGAAUGUGCAUCCGUCGCAGCAGCAGCAGCCACCGCAUCUGGCCGGCGCCACCACCAAUCCGGGAGCUAAUCCGCCAAAGCCGCCAUCUACCGCUGGUGGCCCGGGGAUGGGCCCGGGAGCGCCUGGACCAGUUCAUGCAACCAACAACCCGGUUCAGGCGGCAGCAGCAGCAGCAACAGCGGCACCAUCAGCACUGCCGGCGACAGCAUCCUUACCACCAUCGGCCAGCCAAGCACCGCCGGCCGGCAUGCCAGCGUCCAACGGUAUCCCCCCUCCUACUUCAUCCACCCCCAGCUCUACCCAGCCGCCCUCUACGAAUCCUACCGACGGCAUUACGCCAAAUAGUAUAAUGCCCACGGGCGGACCGGCUGCACCAUCCGGGGCGGCUAUUCCGCCUCCCUCGCCACACAGCGACCCAGCGGCGGCGGGUGCAGUACCAGCACCUCCCGGAACCGUCGGAAUU
Molecule: messenger RNA, 4206 nt
Organism: Anopheles arabiensis
Lineage: Eukaryota; Metazoa; Arthropoda; Insecta; Diptera; Culicidae
Product: SWI/SNF complex subunit SMARCC2-like
Biological process (GO): positive regulation of DNA-templated transcription
Cellular component (GO): SWI/SNF complex
Molecular function (GO): histone binding; DNA binding
Source: RefSeq, a predicted model, not a curated record